This is a messenger RNA of Colletotrichum karsti, 624 nucleotides long. RefSeq lists its product as uncharacterized. The record is from RefSeq and is a predicted model, not a curated record. The coding region runs from base 1 to 624 and encodes 207 amino acids. The transcript has a single exon. NCBI's taxonomy places the organism in Eukaryota, Fungi, Ascomycota, Sordariomycetes, Glomerellales, Glomerellaceae.
AUGUCCCGCUCCAUCCUCCCGACCCUGGCCCUAGCCGCCCUCGCCCUCGCCAAAACAGACCACGAAGGCUGCACCUCCUUCACCUCGACCGUGACCGCGCGCACCGAGAUCGGCUACGGCAACACCUACGAGACCGUCAUCUGGUACGUCCCGGACACCCUCGAGAUCUGCCAGGGCGUCGACUGCGGCGGCGGCCGCGCCCCGCCGCGCAACGUCCCCGGCUGCCCGAUCUACUCCGGCACCGAGACCGUCACCCCCAAGUUCCUGCCCACGGACCCCGCCGCGAAGCCCGCGGCCAGCACGACCGUCGUCACCGUCACGCCUACGAGGACGAGUACCGUGGAGACGGUGACGAGGACCGCGACGACGGCGGCGACGGAGGUGGAGACGACGGCGAGUGCGCCUGGGAGCGUGGUUGAGAGUUUGAGUGUGACUAUCUCUCUUGCGAGUUCCGGUGUCUCAGGGGUGACGGAGAGUGCGACCGGGAGCGCGAGCGAGACUGCGGGUGGAAGUGGGACCGGGGCGGCGGCCUCGACUACGGCUACUCCGGCUGGGGCGGGGCCGACGGCAAGGGCUGGUCUUGCGGCCGCACUUUGUGUUGCUGCCGCUGUGGCGCUUGUGUGA